AUGAUAGGACAGGAUCACAUUCUCUUAGUUAUUCCUUCGUUGGUCACACAGGUGGAUAACACUAUGUUGCUGGCUCCCCCGACCAUGCUGGAGGUCCAUCGCGCAGUCCAACCAUUGCCCACAGACGGUGCUCAGGUGCUCUUUUCUCCAGUUGCUCGGACAUCGUUGAGUCAGCUCCUUCCCUCCCUGAUUUCGCCGGAACAAGGGACUUUCAUCCAGGGCAGAUCCAUAUCAGAAAACAUAGCCCUCGCUCAGGAAUUGUUUAAAGAGCUCAAUAAGAAGUCUCGGGGUGGCAACAUAGUGCUCAAGCUGGACAUGGAAAAGGCAUAUGACAGGGAAGAAUGGAGCUUCCUGAAGCAGAUCCCGGUAUCUAGAGUCAGAACUAUAGAAAGAAUCCUCAGGAUAGCUAAGUCCUCCUCCCCGCUUUCUUAUCCAGGCGUCCCAGUUGCAGCUGGGAGGCUGAAGGCAAGCUUUUUCCAGCCGCUUAUAUGGAAUGUGGGGGCAGGUAAUAGUAAUUUGUGGAGCGUUAAUUGGACUGGUUUGGUUCCCCUGCAACAGCUAACGAACACCCCAGUUCCAGCAAUGUUGAGGUCGCUUAAGGUGAAUGAGUUCCUAAAUGUCAAUGGCCCUCGUCCGCCGUCAGCAAUUUUUAAUUUUCUUCCCCUGGGCGUGGUCGAUCACAUUUUUCAAGGAGCCUUCUAUAUUUCCGAGGGGCAGGACACCCCCUUUUGGCCGUUCACCCCUUCAGGCUGCUUCUCCGUUAAAUCUGCCUGGGCCGUAGGCAGAAUGUCAUCGGCUCGUAAAGACUGGACGCAGUGGGUGUGGCAUGCGAAGCUGCCUCCACGAAUUUCCCUGUUUGUUUGGAAAAUGCUCCAUAAAGCCAUCCCAGUAGAGGAAGCCGUCCAAGCUAAAGGAAUACAGCUAGCAUCAAAAUGUGUUUGUUGUGCUGAUGGAUCGAAUCUAGGCCCGUCAAGCGAGUCCAUUAAGCAUCUUUUUUUGGAAAGUGGGCUGGAUGUUGCUGCCUGGAACCAUUUCGGGGUGGAAUUUGGCAUCAACAUUAUGGCAGUGGCGUCGGUUGAGGUCAGGCUCAUGCAGUGGUGGAACUCCACAAAUGGCAGUAAGAGCUUCUCUCUUAUCCACAAGCUGGUUCCAUGUUUUCUGAUAUGGGAGCUUUGGAAGACUAGAAACGCAGCAUAUUUCGACUGCAAAAACUCCAAUCCAGCGGCGCUGAUCAGGCUUGUUUCUUGGUGGAUGUCCUCAGUAGCUGGUCCCGCAGGAGUCACCCACUCUGAGCACGCUAUGGGCCUCCAUCUUCUUCAAUCAGUUGCACCAAGGAACCCGGGGAAAGCUGGAGGGGGAGGCGUGUGCAGAAAUGAUAAAGGUGAACUGCUCUUCGCCUUUUAUGAAGGCUACAGAGAGGGCUCCAACUUAUAUGCUGAGCUUCGGGCGGUGUAUGAUGGGCUAUUUCAUUGCCUCAAGAUGGGUUUUUCCAAUGUGAUAGUAGAAUCAGACUCUCAGCUAGUGGUGGAAGUAAUGAACGGGAGCGACAUACUCGGGUAUAAAUGGAGAUAUUGGACUACCAGGAUUAAUAGACUCUGGACGAUCGGCCAGGUACAUUUCCAGCACAUCUUCAAGCAAGGCAAUGCUCCAACAGAUUUUCUAGCACGCGUGGGCAAUAACUCCCAAUCCCCCUUUUUCUGUUCCAGGUACGCUGAUCUCCCAUUGCUUCUUAGAGGAUUGCUCUUUCUAGAUAAGGUAGGGCUGGGUUCGGUUAGGGAACGGUAG
Messenger RNA from Magnolia sinica, 1785 nucleotides. RefSeq lists its product as uncharacterized. NCBI's taxonomy places the organism in Eukaryota, Viridiplantae, Streptophyta, Magnoliopsida, Magnoliales, Magnoliaceae. Gene Ontology annotation, molecular function: nucleic acid binding; RNA-DNA hybrid ribonuclease activity. Bases 1 to 1785 code for a protein of 594 amino acids. The record is from RefSeq and is a predicted model, not a curated record. The transcript is spliced from 4 exons.